UCUAGAAGAUUAAUCUUCCAGAAAUUUGUGAUCAGAGACUUUUCAAUUUUCUCAAUACCACACAAACAACCCUAACUUCGUCACCAUGGUCGAGUGGACAGAUGCUGAGCGCAGUGCCAUCACAAGCCUGUGGGGAAAGCUCGAUGUUGGCGAGAUUGGAGGCCAGUCUCUGGCCAGGCUUCUGAUUGUGUAUCCCUGGACUCAGAGACACUUCGGAUCAUUCGGAAACCUUUCCAACCCCGCUGCCAUCAUGUCAAACCCUAAGGUGUUAGCCCACGGCAAAGUAGUGAUGGGUGGGCUGGAAACUGCUGUCAAGAACAUGGACAACAUCAAGAACGCCUACGCCAAGCUCAGUGUGAUGCACUCUGAGAAGCUCCACGUGGAUCCUGAUAACUUCAGGACUCUUGCUGAAAUCAUCUGCGUGGUUGUGGCUGCCAAGUUCGGUACAGCCUUCACCCCUGCUGUCCAGGAGGCUCUGCAGAAGUUCCUGGCCACGGUCGUCUCCGCUCUGGGCAGACAGUACCACUAAAUGUCUGGAAUGGCAUUUCACAUUCACAAUAAAUUGAUGAGCAGCAGUCUUUUUGCAGUUUCCAAAAUGCAUAACUUAAUAUACUGAAGCUGUUGCAAACGGCAAAUAAAAUUCAAAAUAUUA
Molecule: messenger RNA, 652 nt
Organism: Cololabis saira (Pacific saury)
Lineage: Eukaryota; Metazoa; Chordata; Actinopteri; Beloniformes; Belonidae
Product: hemoglobin subunit beta-B-like
Exons: 3
Coding region: 86-529 (147 amino acids)
Biological process (GO): hydrogen peroxide catabolic process; oxygen transport
Cellular component (GO): haptoglobin-hemoglobin complex; hemoglobin complex; blood microparticle
Molecular function (GO): haptoglobin binding; heme binding; oxygen binding
Source: RefSeq, a predicted model, not a curated record